CACCGCACUGUUAUUGUCUGGACUGCCUGGCUAACAUGGCGGCUACUGGCUGCGUCUUCCACAGAACCCUGACCCGGACCAGACCCGGUCCGAACCAGGCGUCCUCGUCCGUUCCCGCCGUCUGCAGACAGUUUGUCUUCGUGGUGGACCUGCAGCGCUACAGCAGAGACCAGGGAUCCUCCGUCUACUUCCCCCAGGCUGUCCUCAACGGUGAGGACCUGUAUGACGUCACACUGACAGACGGGGACUGCAGGCUUCGUGUGACUCUGGAUCCUGGUCUGAACCGGCUGGUGGAGAGGGACGUGUUGCGGUCGGGAGCGACGCUACGCAACGCCGCCUUCACCCCCGCCAUGACCGCUCAGCUCCCAGCAUGCCCCGGGGCCUCUGGAGAGAGAGACAGCUACAGACUGGUGAGUGUGGAGGUCAAAGGUCGCGCUCCAGACGACGAUGAUGAUGAUGAGGAGGAUGGAGUCAGGAGGUCGGACGCGGACUGGGACUCUCUGCCCUGGUUUGGAUCCUCAGAGGCAGCAGGCUCUCUGGUUCCUCUGAGAGCCAAUAGGAUCGUGUUUCUCCCUCUGUGGAACAAUGUGGACUACAGCGGGGAGGGAUGGAGGGAAACUCCGCCCACUGAGGAAGAGGAUGAAGACGAAGAGGAGGAAGUGCGAUGUCCCGCCGUGACGGUGUCCGAGCUGCGUGACGCCUUCCUGUCCGGUCACCGGGGCGUCGCCAGGGGCGCCGUCCAGCAUCAGCUGAUCGUACGCGUCAUAAACAAGUCACACCUGAUGUAUUACGGGAGAACAGACCGGAACUGCGAGUGUCCGUAUAAGGCGGUGUUGGAGGUGUGCGACAGGACAGGAAGUGUGUGUGUGGUGUUGUGGAACAGCGUGUGUGUCGACUGGUAUCGCUGCGUGAAGCCCGGUGACGUCAUCGGCCUGAGCCGCUACCGAGUCAAACAGCAUUACCAGGCGGAGCGCGACGACAUCGAGAUCAGCGUGAACAGCAGAAAUCCCGCCGCUCGCAUCUCUGUUCUCCCAGAAUCCUCUGUGGCGCCUGAAUAUGUACCACCGGCUCCCGCCUACAGCUUCUACAGCAGUAAGGAGCUGCUGGACCGUCCUCACGGCGUCCUGUGUGAUGUCAUCGGCCUGCUGACGUUCUCGGGUCGGCCGGAGCGAAUCAGGAGCAAGGACGGUCGAGGGGCGGAGCUUUUGGAGUACCGCUGGCUGCGACUGGAGGACGGUUCCAGCGAUCGGCCAAUCACGGUGAAGCUCUUCUCCACGUCUCAACCUGAAACCCACCGCAAGCUCCACCCACUGUCGGUGGUUGUUUGCACCAGACUGAAGUUGAUCAAAGCUUCAGAUCAGAGCUGCUUCUACCUGACAAAUACAACGUACACACAGGUGUACUGCACAGGUCUGGGCCACCACUCGGAGAUGAGUUACCGUAAGCUGCGGCCGGUGCGGCAGUUCCUGCAGUGGCUGAGGAGUCAGGACGAUGCCCAGGUGCUGAGCAGGGCUCUGAUCGGAGGUUUCUUCAUCUACCCGCCUCCUCCCGUCUCCUUGGAAACGUACAUGAAAGAGAGGAGAGGUGAGCCAGGUUUCCUGCGAGGGGCGGAGUUUCAGAGGGAGGUGGAGAGGCUCUGUUACCGGGAGCGACGCACCUUCUGUAUCCAGGCAACUGUUACCAUGGUUGCCUACUGCCGCAGAGGAGAGGAGGAUCGUUGUCUGCUGUGGAUGGACAGAGCUUCAUCUCUCUCACCCUCCUCCUCCUCUUCCUCCCCUCGUCUCCCUAAACCCUCCCCGUCUCCUCACCUGUCUCCCUCCCCCUCCUCCUCCUCCUGCUGCUCCUCCUCUUUCUUCCCUCUCCCCUCCACCCCUCGUUCACCCCGACCUCCUCUCUCCUCCCCCUGCUCCUCUCCGUCAUCAGCUGUCAGUCAGCUGACGCCCCGCCUCCCGCAGCGAAGAGGAGGGAAGUCGUGUAAGAGGAAGCAGCUCCUGCAGCCAGAAACUCCGAAGAAAAGCCCCCGAGUUACAUUACAACCAGAACAGCACAACAACACAGUCAUUCUGUUCGAAGCCUCCAUGGAGUUUCUAGAAAACACCAACGCCAAUGAAGACGACGAUAGUGAUGAUGACGACGACGACGAUGAAGACGCCUCGUCCUUCGUCACAGCCCCCUUCCUUCCCCCUUUCCCGCCUGUCGCCGCGGAGACGCUGCGGAUGCACUACGACCACGGUCGCAGGGAGGAGCAGGCGGACGCCGUGGCGAUGGGAGGGAGAGCGACGGCCGCCGGGAGGUUCGACUCUGAGAACUACUACACGCUGAGGCUGAGAGCUCUGUCAGACGGCGUGCUGCUCGACGCCACCUUCCUCCCUCAGUCCUCCUCUUCCUCGCUCUGUCCUCCCCUCCUCUCUCACUCCAACACCUGGACCUCCAUCUUGUCUCACGGAGCCUUCUCCUCCCACACGCCGCCGCCCUCCCCAGGUGACCUCAUAGGUAUGGCGGCCCAGCUGACCAAUCAGAGGCUGGUGUGCGUCCUGGAGGCGUGUCAUCUGGGCGGAGCCACAACGGAGGUCGUCCUGAGCCGAGCGUUCCUGCUGACCGACUGACUCGUUUUCGUCUGCUUAUACUCGUGAGGACACACGUAGGACAUGUUGCAUUCUUUAAUAAUUAAACCAAACGUUAUCUUAAAACCAAAUAUUAACCUUCAAAAUAAGAGUCGUCCCCACAAAGAAAACAAUACAAAGACACAUUGUUUUCUUCCACUGGUCCUGGUUUGGAUACUGACUGUCACCCUGAUGCCUGAUGGGAGUUGUAGUUGUAAAGUUGGGUUUGUAACUUAUUAUUUGUAAUAUUAUUUUUAUACGUGAUAAUUUAUUGUAUUUAUAGAAGUAUUUUAUGGUGUUUACAUUUAGUAGGAUACAUUUUGAUGCACUUUACUUUGUGAUGAUGUUAUGUUGGGAGUUUUCUACUUUUUUUUUUUUAUUUGACCGUGUUUAUUUGCCUUAAAAAGCACCAGUAACAGUUACUAAUUCAAUACUCACAAUGUUGGGAAUUGUAGUUUUUUAACUGUACAUUUGACUACAGUUAAAAAGCACCAGCUGGGGUUUUGUAUGCUUAAAACCUGGUGGGAUUUGUAGUUUAUUUUUAAUUUAAUUUUCAUGGUUUGGAGUUGAAUAAAAUAGAAAAUUACAACUUUCACUGUCAAAAUACAACAACUUUUUUUCCCCAGGAGUGUUUUUACAGUGUUUUUUUUUCUUGAAAAAUUAAAAUUUUCUUGAAAAAAAUAUUUUGCUCUUGGAAUGAAAAUCGUCAAAAUAUUUUUAGAACAGUGGAGUUUGGUCUGCAGUUUCCUUGAAAAUGAUUAACAGGUUACUUUGAUGUUUAUAUGCAGUUUAGUUUCUGUCUCUUGGCAACAUUAUGUGUGUCUGAGGCUCUUUUUUUCUGGGAAGUUUAAAUUCUAUAAUUAAAAAUAUGUACCUGCUUGGUAUUUUAUAAUCACUCCUGACUACUUGAAGCACUUUUUGGCCAACAAAAUAAAUCAAUAAGUAUUUAACAGCAGAGUGGAGAAGGCUUUGAACCAGCAUGUAUACCCUCUAACAUUCACAGAAAAUAUGUUUAACAGAAAACUAAAUAAGUAAACUGAAAAAUCUAAUUAAUACAAAGUUGUACAGACUUUGUUCAUGUUUUUAUCUUUGCUGUUUGUUCUGACAGUAAAGCCUCAGUUUGAAGUGUGACGUGUUAAAAUUCUGUUUUAGUGCCAAAAAAGUUCCUGCAGUAUUCGUCCAACACAAACAGUCUGCUGUUGUAUAAUUCUGUUGUUUUUAUAUCUGUGAAUAGUUUUGUAUUUGUUUCAUAUUUCUCAAAUUCACAGCUUGUUAAAGCUGCUGUCGUUAUUUAAAACACUUAUCUCAAAAUGCAUUUUGUUUUUUGUUAUUUUCUGAACUGUGUAAAAUUUUGCAUUUUGGAGAAAUAAGUUUUCAUUUCAGUUGUUGCACUCUAAUAAACGUUUCACCUUCA
Messenger RNA from Thunnus maccoyii (southern bluefin tuna), 4017 nucleotides. Its product is annotated as RPA-related protein RADX. The record is from RefSeq and is a predicted model, not a curated record. Gene Ontology annotation, molecular function: single-stranded DNA binding. Gene Ontology annotation, biological process: regulation of DNA repair. The transcript is spliced from 19 exons. Bases 36 to 2606 code for a protein of 856 amino acids. Gene Ontology annotation, cellular component: replication fork. NCBI's taxonomy places the organism in Eukaryota, Metazoa, Chordata, Actinopteri, Scombriformes, Scombridae.